AUGAAUCUUUGCUCAAAGAUCACACCCUGUAUCUGGUUCGAUGGCCACGCCCACGAAGCCGCCACCUUCUACACCUCCAUCUUCCCCAACUCCAAAAUGACACACAUCCAACACUACACUUCCACAGGCUCCCAAACACACCAGCACCCACCAGGAACCAUCAUGACCGUUGCCUCCGAGCUAAACGGCCAAUCGUUCACCGCCCUGAAUGGAGGUCCUCACUUCCAAUUCACGCCUGCCGUCUCAUUCCAAAUCAUGUGCGAGGACCAGGCUCAGGUUGAUCACUACUGGGAGAAACUUUCAGAGGGGGGACCGAUUGAGGCCCAACAGUGUGGGUGGGUGGCUGAUAAGUUUGGAGUUUCUUGGCAGGUUGUUCCGAGGGUUUUGUUGGAGAUGCUUGCUGAUGAGGAUGGGGAGAAAGCGGGAAGGGCUACGGAGGUAAUGAUGGGGAUGAAGAAGUUGGAUGUUGAGGGGUUGAGGAAGGCUUUUGAUGGGGAGGGUGCUUAG
Molecule: messenger RNA, 507 nt
Organism: Hymenoscyphus albidus
Lineage: Eukaryota; Fungi; Ascomycota; Leotiomycetes; Helotiales; Helotiaceae
Source: the annotation of a GenBank genome assembly